Phacochoerus africanus (Common warthog) is the source of this 5264-nucleotide messenger RNA. RefSeq names its product multiple EGF like domains 10 (gene MEGF10). The record is from RefSeq and is a predicted model, not a curated record. Gene Ontology annotation, molecular function: protein binding. Lineage: Eukaryota; Metazoa; Chordata; Mammalia; Artiodactyla; Suidae. Gene Ontology annotation, cellular component: membrane.
AACCGGCUCGGGUUACUCCCCUCCUCCUUCAGCAUCUCGGGCCAGACAGAGAAGACCUUACUUGAGUUUACAGCGAGUCCUUUGCUGCUGUGCAAAACUGGGGGUCUGGAAACGCGCAGAGACCCGCCUGCUUUCCCGCGGGUCUCCACCUUUGAGCCUGAACCAAGACUCCUAAGUAUCGCUCUCGUCUGGAACACCGCUGGGAGGUUAACUGCGCUGUUUGGAACAGAUUUUGCUUCUCCGCUGGCCUUGCAUGAAACCAGGGGGAAAGAGUUGCGCUGAGAAUCUCAGGCUCUCGGGUUGUUCUUCAGAAACAAUGGUUAUUUCUUUGAACUCAUGCCUGGGCUUUAUCUGUUUAUUGUUAUGCCACUGGAUCAGGACAGCAUCAUCCCUGAACCUCGAAGACCCUAAUGUGUGCAGCCACUGGGAAAGCUACUCUGUGACUGUGCAAGAGUCAUACCCACAUCCCUUUGAUCAAAUUUACUACACCAGCUGCACUGACAUUCUGAACUGGUUUAAAUGCACGCGGCACAGAAUCAGUUAUCGGACAGCCUAUCGGCAUGGAGAAAAAACUAUGUAUAGGCGCAAGUCCCAGUGUUGUCCUGGAUUUUAUGAGAAGGAAAUGUGUGUCCCCCACUGUGCUGAUAAAUGUGUCCAUGGUCGCUGCAUUGCUCCAAACACCUGUCAGUGUGAGCCUGGCUGGGGUGGGACCAACUGCUCCAGUGCCUGCGACGGUGAUCACUGGGGGCCUCACUGCAGCAGCCGAUGCCAGUGCAAAAACAGGGCUCUGUGCAACCCCAUCACGGGGGCUUGCCACUGCGCCGCGGGCUUCCGGGGCUGGCGCUGCGAGGAACGCUGUGAGCAGGGCACCUACGGUAAUGACUGCCACCAGAGAUGCCAGUGCCAGAAUGGAGCCACCUGCGAUCACGUGACGGGGGAGUGCCGCUGCCCGCCAGGGUACACCGGAGCCUUUUGUGAGGAUCUCUGUCCCCCUGGCAAGCACGGGCCCCAGUGCGAGCAGAGAUGCCCCUGCCAAAAUGGAGGCGUAUGUCAUCACGUCACUGGAGAAUGCUCUUGUCCUCCCGGCUGGCUGGGCACAGUGUGUGGUCAGCCUUGCCCCGAGGGUCGCUUUGGAAAGAACUGUUCGCAAGAGUGUCAGUGCCACAAUGGAGGGACGUGUGACGCUGCCACAGGCCAGUGUCGUUGCAGCCCAGGAUACACCGGGGAACGGUGCCAGGAUGAGUGUCCCGUCGGCACCUACGGAGUUGGCUGUGCUGAGACCUGCCAGUGUGUCAAUGGCGGGAAGUGUUACCAUGUGAGCGGGUCGUGUCUCUGCGAAGCAGGCUUCGCUGGUGACCGCUGUGAGGCGCGCCUGUGUCCAGAAGGGCUCUACGGCAUCAAAUGUGACAAGCAUUGUCCUUGCCAUCCAGACAACACUCACAGCUGUCACCCCAUGUCUGGAGAGUGUGCCUGCAAGCCAGGCUGGUCGGGCCUCUACUGUAAUGAGACAUGUUCUCCUGGAUUCUACGGGGAAGCCUGCCAACAGAUCUGCAGCUGCCAAAAUGGGGCUGACUGUGACAGUGUGACAGGAAAGUGCACCUGUGCCCCAGGAUUCAAAGGAAUCGACUGCUCUACUCCAUGCUCUCUGGGAACCUAUGGGGUAAACUGUUCUUCUCUCUGCGGCUGUAAAAAUGAUGCCGUGUGCUCUCCUGUGGAUGGGUCUUGUACUUGCAAGGCAGGCUGGCAUGGGGUGGACUGCUCCAUCAGCUGUCCCAGCGGCACGUGGGGCUUCGGCUGUAACUUAACAUGCCAGUGCCUCAACGGCGGAGCCUGCAACACCCUGGACGGGACCUGCACCUGUGCACCUGGAUGGCGUGGGGAGAAAUGCGAAUUUCCCUGCCAGGAUGGCACGUACGGGCUGCACUGUGCCGAGCGCUGUGACUGUAGCCAUGCUGAUGGCUGCCACCCUACCACAGGCCAUUGCCGCUGCCUCCCCGGAUGGUCAGGUGUCCACUGUGACAGCGUGUGUGCUGAGGGUCGCUGGGGCCCCAACUGCUCCCUGCCCUGCUACUAAAACGGGGCUUCGUGCUCCCCGGAUGACGGCAUCUGUGAGUGUGCACCGGGGUUCCGAGGCACCACCUGUCAGCGGAUCUGCUCCCCUGGAUUUUAUGGGCAUCGCUGCAGCCAGACGUGCCCGCAGUGUGUGCACAGCAGUGGGCCCUGCCACCACAUCACAGGCCUGUGUGACUGCUUGCCUGGCUUCACAGGCGCCCUCUGCAAUGAAGUGUGUCCCAGUGGCAGAUUUGGAAAAAACUGUGCAGGAAUCUGUACCUGUACCAACAAUGGAACCUGUAACCCCAUUGACAGAUCUUGUCAGUGUUACCCGGGGUGGAUCGGCAGCGACUGCUCUCAGCCGUGUCCCCCUGCACACUGGGGCCCCAACUGCAUCCACACGUGCAACUGCCACAACGGGGCCUUCUGCAGCGCCUACGACGGGGAAUGCAAAUGCACUCCAGGCUGGACGGGGCUCUACUGCACUCAGAGAUGUCCUCUGGGCUUCUAUGGAAAGGACUGUGCAUUGAUAUGCCGGUGCCAAAAUGGAGCAGACUGCGACCACAUCUCUGGGCAGUGCACUUGCCGCACUGGCUUCAUGGGGAAGCACUGUGAGCAGAAGUGCCCCGCAGGAACAUACGGCUAUGGCUGUCGCCAGAUAUGUGACUGUCUGAACAACUCCACCUGCGACCACAUCACCGGGACCUGUUACUGCAGCCCAGGAUGGAAGGGGGCACGAUGUGAUCAAGCUGGCGUGAUCAUAGUUGGAAAUCUGAACAGCUUAAGCAGAACCAGUACAGCUCUCCCUGCGGAUUCCUACCAGAUUGGGGCCAUCGCAGGCAUCAUCAUUCUUGUCCUGGUUGUUCUCUUCCUCCUGGCCUUGUUCAUCAUUUAUAGACACAAGCAGAAGGGGAAAGAGUCGAGCAUGCCCGCAGUUACCUACACCCCCGCCAUGAGGGUCAUGAAUGCAGACUAUGCCAUUUCAGCAGAAACGCUUCCUCACAGCAACGGUGGAAACGCUAACAGCCAUUACUUCACCAAUCCCAGUUAUCACACCCUAACCCAGUGUGCCACGUCCCCCCGCAUCAACAACAGGGACAGGAUGACCAUCGCGAAGUCAAAAAAUAAUCAGCUGUUUGUGAAUCUGAAAAAUGUGAAUCCUGGAAAGAGAGGCCCCGUGGCAGACUACACGGGGACGCUGCCUGCAGACUGGAAACAUGGCGGCUACCUCAACGAGCUUGGUGCUUUUGGACUUGACAGAGGUUAUAUGGGAAAAUCCUUGAAAGACCUGGGAAAGAAUUCUGAAUAUAAUUCAAGUAACUGCUCCCUAAGCAGCUCUGAAAACCCAUAUGCCACCAUUAAAGACCCACCUGUCCUUAUCCCCAAACACUCAGAGUGUGGCUACGUGGAGAUGAAGUCCCCGGCUCGGAGAGACUCCCCAUACGCAGAGAUCAAUAACUCAACUUCAGCCAACAAGAAUGUCUAUGAAGUUGAACCUACGGUGAGUGUUGUCCAAGGAAUAUUCAGCAAUACUGGGCAUCUCACUCAGGAUCCCUAUGACCUCCCCAAGAACAGUCACAUCCCUUGCCAUUAUGACCUGCUGCCAGUCCGAGACAGUUCAUCCUCCCCCAAGCGAGAGGAUGGUGGCGGCAGCAGCAGCAGCAGCAGCAGUGAAUGACACCAAAGGACCACUGGGUCGCCGCUGGAACCCUUUCCAGAACUGCAGUUCGGUUCUUCUCCCUCCUCAAGUUUGCCAUCUUAUGUGAAUGGUCAUCUACUCGGUAGGCAGUUGUUGGAUGUGAACCAGAAAGCUCAAAGCUGAGGCUGACUGACCGUCGGUCCUUUUUGUCCAGGUGGCUCAGAAGGAAAUAUCAAUGUGAUUUCUCAUUCUUGUUAGUUUUAGAACUGCACUCGUGAAGCAUGACUUUUUGUAAAAUCUUGGCUAAAAGCAUGAACUUGCAGGACUCUUUCAAAGACACAGGUUGCAAUGGACAUUGGUACUGUUGCUUGAAAAAUUAAGAUUUAAAUAUUUUCCUUUUCACGUGCAUCAUAGAGCUGUAUCUGAGAUGGUGCAGUUUGCCAUACAAUUUACUUCAUAAACAUAAGAAGCAUUCAACAUGUAGAAGAAAAGGGGCAUAUUAUGGAGUCCUUAUUUAACUUUUUUCAGCUGGACUCGGAGUUGUAAAGAUAAUAUGAACUCUGCCGGAAACAUUCUGCCAAAUGGCAUUACUGGAUAGACUCUGAAUAAACUCUAGAGGUGGAUGGCAAAUUUAACUAUGAAAACUUUAGAUGUUUUUUAGAAGGAAGAAAUGUACAAUUAGAAUUACAUUAGAAAUACUAGAAUUAUUGCAGAAUCAAUACACAGAUGUGCCCGGCAGUGAUGCUUCUUCCCUGUCUUGAACCCUGGGCCCACUUUAGAUUCAUGACAUUAUUCUGAACAUGGUCCCCAUCAUACACAUUCACCACUUGAGAUCUGUAACAUAUCAAUAAUUAUUUCAUAAAUAUAGAAGUGAAAUAAUUUUAUUUUUGACAGAUUAGAUGGAAUGAGUGUAUAAUGAUUGGAAAAGUGUGUAAAUUUUAGGUGUAAGAUGACUCUUAAGUUUUGUAAACCAUUAGUAAUACCCGCUGUAAUAUAGAAUUAGCAGAAAGUUUUCAUUAAUUUUUCCCUAGAAGCGACCGAAAUAUUUUUGUGCAUAUUUGAGAAAAGGGCACUUUCCUUUUAUUAAUUGUUGAUGUAGAGAAACUAUGCUUAAGCUGGUCUUUUGCAUUGCUAAUAUGACAUGUACCCCAUUUUUCAUUAAUUUGUAUUUCCAUUUUUAAGUUGUAUAUUCUAUGUUUUGUAGUGUUUGGAUUGUUAAUGAAAAAAUAUUAUAUGUUUAUUGUUUCUUGUAUCACGGCCACUUUUUGCUUGAGAAAAAUGCGUUGUUCUUUUUUUCUUGUGGAGAGAAGAGAUGAAAAUAUAUAAAUUGAAUCCAUUAAAAUCGGCCAUUACUAAAAUAGUGCAGUAACCACAGAUGAAUGGCUUAUAAUUGAAGUGGAGAAGUGUUUUAAUGUUAUGAAAUGGAGUUCAUUUUGUCCGUGGGUCCUGAAUCUUAGUUAAACCGAGGAGAAGUGAGCUGGGCAGCCACGCUGUCAAGCAAGUACCACAGUCUGAUCUUCCUAAUCACCAUCGUUUGGGUAGUUCGAUAAUAGAUCAUCCAGACUGGGACACU